This is a messenger RNA of Ilex paraguariensis (yerba mate), 1309 nucleotides long. Lineage: Eukaryota; Viridiplantae; Streptophyta; Magnoliopsida; Aquifoliales; Aquifoliaceae. The record is from the annotation of a GenBank genome assembly.
AAAAAAAAAACCUCAAAAGCUCACUAAUUUCAGAUCUUCAUGCCACCAAACAGCAAAUAACCCAAUAAAGUGGAAAAACAGAGUGAUAUAUUCCCACUUGUGCUGGUAAACCCAACAACACAAUCAAAUGCUUUGAAACCUUGACCUCCGUUCUCUCUCUCUCCCAAAAAUGUCACCCACUAACUUGCUCCAACAGUUGAUACCCAUUUCACUGCUACUCCUCCUAUCAACAGCAACAACACUAGUUCUUUCCCACUAUCACUCUGAUACAUCCCCAUACUCCACAACCCCACAAUCGGACUGGAAACCCGCCCGGGCCACCUACUACGCCGCCGCCGAUCCACGCGACGUGGUCGGCGGCGCUUGCGGGUACGGCGACCUAGAGAAGAGUGGGUACGGAAAGGCCACGACGGGGCUGAGCACAGUGUUGUUCGAGAGAGGUCAGAUCUGCGGCGCGUGUUUCGAGGUGAGGUGUGUGGAGGACCUACGGUGGUGCAUUCCGGGAACGUCGAUCAUUGUCACGGCGACUAAUUUCUGUGCUCCGAAUUAUGGGUUCGCUCCUGACGGCGGUGGUCAUUGCAAUGUUCCUAAUGCUCAUUUUGUUCUGCCGAUUGAGGCGUUUGAGAAGAUUGCGAUUUGGAAGGCUAGCAAUAUGCCCAUUCAGUAUCGGAGGAUCAAAUGCAGAAAGGAAGGAGGUGUUCGGUUUGCAAUUGAUGGUGCUGGAAUAUUCUUAUCAGUACUAAUCACCAAUGUUGCUGGUACUGGUGACAUAGCAGCAGUGAAGAUCAAGGGUUCAAGAACUGGAUGGCUUCCGAUGGGUAGGAACUGGGGCCAAAACUGGCACAUAAAUGCUGAUUUGAAGCAUCAACCUCUUUCAUUUGAGCUCACUAGUGGUGGUGGGGUCACUCUUACAUCAUACAAUGUUGCUCCCAACAAUUGGAACUUUGGGCAGACCUUUGAAGGGAAGCAGUUCCAAUCUUAAAAACCACUAGAAGUUAAAUGGAUAGACAACCCUUUUUUUGGUUUUACUGAAAUGGCUUUGGGAGGGAUAGUUUGCAUUGUGGGGGAGAAGUGGGGCUUUGGAGUAGCUAGGGGAAAUAGUUGUAAGAGUGCAAGUGAUGUUGUGGAACAAGUUUUUUUUUUUUUUGUUCUUUUUUAUGUUUUGAGAGCAUAGGUAGAUCAUUGAAAUGUAAACAAACAAAUUAAACUGUCAAUGUUGCCACUUUGAAAUGAUGAUAUCUCAAUGUUAAAAGGUAUAUAUAGGUUCCUUUUGUUCUUGCCAGUUAAGGUAAUAAAAUGUGAAGAAAAC